AUGACAAGAGCUCCCUUUCAGUCAACCUCUCCUAGGAAUUUGGAGUUUCUCCCAAAUUUGACAAAAUUAGGUGGAUUAACUGACACAAGUAGUAUUUCACAAAACAAACUUGAAAAACAACUUCGGAAUCUGCGCAAAAAAGCAGAAAAUGGGGAUUAUAAUACUAUAAGUAACCAAACAGAAAACUCCUCAAACUCUGGAGAGCAGGUAAAUGCUAUAUCAACUAGUAACUCAACUUACUUACCAAUUACUAACACACCUAGAGGAAGUUUAAUAUCAACGUUACAAGCAGAGUUAGCUUCUUUAAGAAGAGAGCAUUCGACAUUAGAGAAACAGUAUAAACGAGAGUUCUUAAAGAGAGCUGACUUAGAGAAUCUACAACAGAUUGUGAAGGAUCAAAAAUUACAAAUACGUGAAUUACGAAAUCAACUUUCUGAUGAGAAACGUCGAUUAUUGAAUAAAGAAAAGAUAAGUAAGAGUAAUAGUUCCACUAACUUGAAUACUGUUGAACAAUGGAAGGAAAAAUACAUGAAAAGUGAAAAUGAGAAACUCUUGAAAUGUUCACAAUUAACUGAAAAAGAGAACCAAUGUAUACAACUCUUAAGAAAAGUAGAUAUUUUGCAUGAUCAGCUAAAAGAAUUCAAAUUGUUGAAGGAACAAGUAAAGGAUCAGAAUUUGUUAACUAAGGAAUUACAAAGUAGGGAAAGAUGUCUUAUAGAACAAAAUAAAGUUAAUUUAGAUAAGAGUGUAGAGGUUGAGAUUCAUUUAGAACAAAUGAAUGAAUAUCAGAUGGAACUGAUAAAUUUAAGGAGUCAGGUUGAAGAAUUAACAAAGGAAAAGAAGAUAUCUGAAGAAGAAAGAAUUAAGUAUGUUGAAGAUCAUAAUAUGAAGAAUAAACUACUUGAAGUUGAGAAGCUAAAUGUACAACUUGAAAAAGAUAUCCAAGAUUUACAUUUAGUGGAGCAAAGACUUAAUAAUGAGGUAUCAAGACUUGAAGAUAUUAAUCAGGUAACAACUAGUGACUUUGAGGAAUUAAAGUUUACUAAUAAAUUAGUUCAAGAGGAAUUAGACAAAGUAACAAGUGAACGAAAUGAAUUGUUAAAUUUGAAUUUAAAACUUAAAACAAAUAUCUCAGAAUUAAAUAUUGAAAAUAAUAAAUUAAAAGAGGAAUUAAGUGAGUUAAAUAAAAAGCAAGAGCAAACAAUUUCAGAAAUUUCCAAAGCAAAUGCUUUAUUGAAAGAGUUUGAAGGUAUAGGGCUUGAGAAUAAUCAAUUAAAAGAUAAAUUAAACAUUAAUGAGACUGAAAUAAAAGAGAUGAAGUCUUAUAUUAAUAAUUUGGAAUUGAAAAUAGACAAAUUUAAGAUAGAGAAACAGAUUAUUCAGCAACAAAAAAGUGAAAUUAAUGAACUUAAAAUACUAAAUCGAGCUAAUGAGGUUAGACUCAGUGAGAUGUCAGAUCUUAAGACUAAUCUUGAAUCUGAAAAUAAAAAAAAUCAGGAAAUUAUUGAUGAAAUGAAAAAGAAAUAUGCAACACUUGAGUUAACUAAGAUUAAUAUACACUCAAACUACGAUUCAACUAUUAAGGAGCUGGAAGAAUUGAAAGAAACUAACUUAAUAUAUGGAGUUCACAUUUUUGAGGCAAAUAAAAUUAAUAUACUCUUAACUCAAGAGUUAGAAGAAAGCAAAAAAAUUGGCGAUAGUUUACGAGGUCGUUUGACUCAAGUUGAGGAGGAAUUAAGAAAUAAGACAGAUAUAACUAUAAAUUGUGGAUGUGAGGAAUUGUUAACUAAGAAUCAGAGCUUAAUAGAGGAACUGGAUAGUUUGAAUUCUGAAUUUGAAAAAACAAGAAAUACUACAGUAAAUGAGAAGAUGCAACUUUCUCAGGAAAUUGAUCAUUUAAAUAAUAAACUUAAACAGCUUCAAGACAGGAAGGAGGAAUUAACUUCUGAACUUAAAAAUAAGGAAAUAGAACUUAAUAAGUUGUCGGAAAUUAACAAAACUAUUAGUGAGAAGGAAUAUAACUUGAAUAUGGUAAAAGAAGAGCUUACAACAUGUCUUGCUGAAUUGGGAGAUCGCAAUCAAUUACUAGAAAACACUAGGAAUGAUCUUAACGAACUAAAAGAACUUAAUACUACACUUGAAACUAAGGUUACUACUUUGAUGACUGAGAUAAAUUGCAGGGAUCUAAGAAAUAUAGAGCUAAGGAAUGAGUUGAAAAAGUUACUUUAUGGGAGUGAACAAGCAAAGGAUUUUAUUAAUAGUUGCAUUAGAAAAAGUGAGGAUACUGACCUUCCAUAUAUAAUAGAAACUAUAUCACAAUAUAUAAGAGAUAUGGAAUCUAAAUGUGUAAAUUUAGAUAAGUAUAAUUAUUUGAAAGUUGAAUACUCAAUAGAAUAUCAGAAUGGAAUAGAAAUAAUAGAUAAUUCACAAGAAUGUAAUGUAGAUAGUGUAAUUAGAGAACAUCUAGAGGAAUUUAGAGAUCAAAAUCGGAGAUUUCUAGAAAGAAUAUUUACAUUGGAAAAUUUAAUAACUUAUAUUUCAAAAGAGAAGGAAUCCUUAAAUAUGCGUUUGCAGGAAUUUGAAGGUUAUAACUGCAGCAACUUACUUAGAAAUUGUAACGAUCAUUCAAAUUAUUUAACACCUGUGUCACCAGUGGAUACAGCUAGUUAUACUAGGCCUAAAUGCGAUGUAUUAAAUUAUACUGAUGCAAACAACAAAGUUAAACAUAAAUACGUACAAAAUUUACGUAAUGAAAUAUUAUAUCUUAAAAAUAUGAAUAAAGAAUUAAUUGAUCAACUUUCAAAAAAAGAGAUCUUAUUAUUUUCAUGUACCAGAUAUGAAAAUAAUGUUGAUUUAAAUAGUGAUUACUAUAAAUUACGACUUGAGAGACUAGAAAAUGAGUUGUUAAAUAUAUAUGCAAAUAUGAUGUAUAACAACCAGGGAGAUUAUUGUUUAGAAGGAAAGUCUAAAUGUAAAACUUGUAAAUAUAUUGAGGAUAUGUACCACAAUUAUAUAAAUAAAUAA
This is a messenger RNA of Cryptosporidium muris RN66, 3024 nucleotides long. RefSeq lists its product as uncharacterized. The transcript has a single exon. NCBI's taxonomy places the organism in Eukaryota, Apicomplexa, Conoidasida, Eucoccidiorida, Cryptosporidiidae. The coding region runs from base 1 to 3024 and encodes 1007 amino acids. The record is from RefSeq and is a predicted model, not a curated record.